AAAUUAAUCGUAUUUAUAAUUUAUAAUCUGUCUUCAAUGGCCGCGAGAGGAAUUCUGUUGUGAAUCCCAAGAGUGCAAAUUGUAAAUCGCUUAUCUCGCAUUAAAACAAUCAAUUAGUUAUUUAUUUACAAAGGAGAUAUGUGACUAGUGCUUGGUGUUAGAAAUUAGAAGUGACUAACCACAAUGGACGUAGACGAUUCGGCGGUGGACCUGAGCGUCAGGGCAUUGCCACCUGAAUUGAGCGAGCUGAGAGCUUUGACGGCCAGUGGGCUUACUAUCACACCUGCACAACCACCACCACAUGGCGCCAGCGGCAAGCGGGUGCUUCGCCCACGAUCUGAACAGCGUAGUUAUGCGGAGAGCCCUGAUAUCGUGUUGUUGCCGGCCGCGCCGCCGCAUCGCAAACCGUCUAUGCCGACUCCUGCGCCUUUUACAGACGUGAGCAGUAAACUGAACUCGGGCGGUGUGAACGUGUCAAUAACCCCAAGCACGCUCCCCGCGCCCGCGCCCGAGUCGCCCCGCGACCCGCGCGACGACGAGGACUCGGAGGAGGACGAGAAUGAACCGCCGCUGCCCAUACCUGGACAUAGAGAAUUAUCAAGCGCAGAAAUAUGGGAGCGCGAGCGUCGUCUGCGCACGUUGCGCGAAAAACUGCGCGCUGAAGAAACGCGACUCGUGUUACUGCGGAAACUGCGCCAGAGCCAGCAGGCUACCGGAUUGCCGCCCGCUAAGGAUUCUACAACAGGCACAGCAUUGGCCGGCAGCGGCUGCGUGGUGCCGCCCGGCGUCACCGUCACGCCCGCGCCGCCGCCCGCACACCAGCAGACCAAGCGCACGAACAGCGCCGCGGCGGCAGCCCCGGGCUCUGGGAGCUCGUCACGCCGCACGUCCAGCCUGCCCGGCGGCGCCACCCUCACGCCCGGGCCUUACCGCUCACAGUCAUCAACAAGCGGCGGUGCCAGCAUAACGCCUUCAGUGACAAUAACUCCGGCACCACCGCCAGCGAGCUCACAUGCUUCCUCCAAUAAGCAACCUCAGGACACGUCGUCGGUGACCAGUAGCACGAGUGACGCAGCGAGCUCCCGUAGUUCUGAGGAUACCCAGACUCCCGCGCAGCGUCAGGCCGCCGCUAAACUGGCUCUGCGGAAACAACUCGAGAAGACCCUAUUGCAGAUCCCCCCUCCCAAACCCCCACCGCCGGAGAUGAACUUCAUCCCGUCGCCUAGCAACACCGACUUUGUUUAUCUGGUCGGACUCGAGCAUGUCGUCGACUAUCUCACUAAUGAAGACCGUAUGCCGCGGUCGUCAGUACCGGCUGUAUGUGCGCAGUGCGGCUGCGACUUCACGCCGGUGUGGCGCUGGGAGCGCGGCGCGGGGGCGGCGGCUCGACGUCACGACGCCACCUUCACGCCCGCGCCGCCGCCGCCCUCCGCGCGCCGCCUCUGCGAGCUCUGCGUCAGCGGGAACGUCAAGCGAGCGCUCAAGGCGGAACACACGGCGCGGCUGAAGACGGCAUUCGUCCGCGCGUUACAGCAAGAACAGGAGAUCGAGCGCCGCCUCGCCGCGCCCACCGCGUCGCCGCCGCCCACACCCGCCGCGCCGCCCGCGCACGCGCCGCCCGCACACCAGCCGCCGCCCGCACAUGCGCACCGACCGCUGCAGAUGUCGGUGUCUCGCAGCUCAUCACGUGGCGGGUCUACCUCGUCCCCCGCACCCGGCAAGACGCCCGCCCCACCUGCGCCCAGAGCUCUGUCGUCAUCGGACUCGCUACGUAGCCACCACUCGGAUCGCUCCAGAGAAACCAGUGAAGUGCCAGCCAAGAAAGGAAAAGGAUCUUCUUCAAGUAGUACCAGUCAAAAUAGUAGCAGUAGUAAGCAGCAUCAGCAAUUGGCAGCAGCCGCAGCGGCACAGAUGGCGUUUGAGCAGCACAGCGCAGCCGCCAUGCAGGCUCUGCAACACCAACUACUCAGAGGUAGUCUAUCAGGCGCCGGUGGAACCUCAGGAAUGUCACCAGCAGCGGCAGCCGCGGCCAUGAUGCAGUUCUCUCCUCUCAUCUACACGUACCAGCUAGCCAUGGCCCAGGCCUCGGCGCUAGGUAAGCGUUCCGGCAAGGGCUCGGGCUCGAGCUCGGGCGCCGCCAUGCAGGAGAUGCAGCGCGUGGCCGAGGCGCAGCGCCAGUACCUGCUCGACAUGAUCCCCGGACAGCAUCCCCGCAACCCCUGGACUAAGAACUAG
Messenger RNA from Helicoverpa armigera (cotton bollworm), 2235 nucleotides. It is a transcript of the gene simj, whose product is annotated as simjang. The transcript has 20 exons. The record is from RefSeq and is a predicted model, not a curated record. The coding region runs from base 184 to 2235 and encodes 683 amino acids. NCBI's taxonomy places the organism in Eukaryota, Metazoa, Arthropoda, Insecta, Lepidoptera, Noctuidae. Gene Ontology annotation, cellular component: NuRD complex. Gene Ontology annotation, biological process: negative regulation of transcription by RNA polymerase II.